Molecule: messenger RNA, 635 nt
Organism: Schistosoma margrebowiei
Lineage: Eukaryota; Metazoa; Platyhelminthes; Trematoda; Strigeidida; Schistosomatidae
Source: the annotation of a GenBank genome assembly
AUGUCUCUUUUGGAUUUUAAUAGAGCCUUGGAGCUAAAUCCAGAUUUCAUUCCUGCAAGGAAACAUCGGGCGUAUGUGAAGCUAAGAAUGGGGAAGCUGACAGAAGCCAUAGAAGAUUAUGAGAGUGUGCUAAAUCAUGAUACUGGCGCAAGCGCCAAAAUAUCUGAAAUACAUAAACUGCAAAAUCAGUGGGAAGAUGCUCGUAAAUUGUUCGGGAACAGUGAAUACAGAGAAGCUCUUACGUUAUUGGACAAAUUGGUGGAAUCAGUCGACUACGCUGAGGAGCUACGUGAAUUGAGAGCAAGGUGUUACUUAAGCUUAGGAGACGUGCAAAAGGGUUUACAAGAAAUGAGAUUUGGCGUUCAUCUGACUAAUGAUAACCGCGAGGGAUUACUGAGAAUUAGUCAAAUAAUGUAUGACGCCGGGUUUGCAGUGCAGGCUGUCAAUGAGCUUCGAGAAUGUCUCAGGCUUGAUCAAGAUGAUAAAGCCUGUUUGGGCCUCUACAAAAAAGUAAAUAAGGUUGCCAAGGCUAUAACAGCCACGCAAGAAGCUCUGGAAGCCGAAAGGUACUCUGAUUGCAUCAAGAAAGCAUCAGAGAUAGUCAGAUUCGAAUCUUCAAAUCCAGAAUAUGCUAA